AUAAUUUGCCUGCGCAUGUGUCAAAUUUUCACUGUAUUUAACAGACCCCAGAGACCUCCUGAUUUGUUAAUUGUGCAGAAUAAAGAUACUGUAGCUUCUGGCCGGCCAUGGAUUAAUAUCAAGAAUAUGUCAGACUAUCUCACAAUAGCAGACCUAAAAGAACUAUACAUAGCUACGUUUGAUGCUCGAAUCAAAUGGCGAAACUUCUUGCUAGUUCUUGAGAUAUCCCCAGAUACUAUCGACAGCAUCGGCAAAGAAUGGUGCAACGAUCCUGAUGAAUGCUAUCGUGAGGGUUUGAAAGAAUGGCUGAAAGGUGGGGAGAGAAGCUGGGAAGAUGUUGUUAAAGCUUUGUCCUGUCCUAUUGUGGGCUACAGUUACAUAGCCAGGACCAUCGAAAGAGAUCGUCUACAGUCUGCUGUUGCAAGCAAUCCUACUGAAGUGAAGUUAGAGGUUGACCAAAAUUGCCAGAGGAUCAAUACUGAUUUAACAGUUUUCCUAGACAAGCCUCUCGGUAAAGGUGCAUUUGGAGCAGUCUUCAAAGGCAGCUACAGGAGCGAGAUUUGUGCGGUCAAAGUGCUGCUUCACGAUGCUAUGGAAAUGCAGGCAAGUAUUCCUGUCGGAAAAAAUGAAGAAGCUAACAAUGCAAUUGAUCAUGAGAGUGAUUUUCUCAAGGCUUUCCAGCACUCAAACGUUGUUCAGUUUUUAGCGACUGCUAAGCAUCCCAAAUCAAGUGGAACAAUCCUCGUUAUUGAGCUAAUGGAUUGCAGUCUGAGAUCCUAUUUCUCCGGCCUUGAUGAAGAGUCCCUCACUAGCGAAUGUCAAAUUAGCCUCUCAAAAGACAUGGCUUGUGGUCUGGCCUACAUUCACAGCAAGCAGAUUAUCCACCGUGACCUCUGUGGUGAUAAUGUCUUGCUGAAGCUUACACUACCAAUGCCUGUCGCAAAGAUUUCCGACUUUGGUAUGUCACGGCUAUACGAUCCCUCCAAGCUUAGCUCCACCCUCACAGCUAUUGGUCACCGUAAGGGGUAUUUACCUCCCGAGGCCAUUCGAUUGGAAGAGGAGAAAUACGAUAGUAGCCUGGAUGUGUUUUCCUACGGGGUGAUCGUGGCGCAGAUUGUUUGCAAGCUGGAGACGAUCAAAUCAGCCAAGGAUCGAUUAUUCCAUGUUUCCCGGAUCCCUGGUACAAAUAAGUUGAGGAAGCUUAUUGACGAUUGUUUGCAAGAAGACAUGACGAAGAGACCAUCUGCCAGGGACAUAUAUACUUCACUGACAAGAGGCUUGGAUACAGUGGAAGCAACAAAGAGGAAGUCAAAUGACACUCAACCAGUUAAGAAGUCUCAAGCAUCUUGGAAAGUAGAUAGUCCUCCUGACAAUCCUACACUGAAAUUUUUCCUGGAUUAUGAUGUGGUUCACUCAGUUUUAACUGUGCAUUUAUUGUCAGCCUGCAAUCUUCCUGCAAUGGAUCGUUGUGGUACUAGUGAUCCCUAUGUGGAAAUUAUCCUGUAUCCAAAUCAAGACAAAGCUAAAUCAAAUAUAGUUGAGAAAUGUUUGAAUCCGAUUUUUGACGAGAAAUUUGUAUUCAAAAAUGUGUAUCCAUGUGAUACAGGCGACAUGAUACUGCAAUUGUAUGUCUACGAUCAUGACACAAAGAUUGGCGGAGUGACCAUUUCUCUUGAAGAUGCGGACUUCACAGGAAGUACGAUGUAUUUUGAUAAUGAAGUCCAUAAAAAAGAAAAGAAGGCAGACAGCAGCGGAACCAUUCUUCUGUCCCUCGCUUAUGAUGAUUACGUCAACAGUUUGAAGGGUACGGUGAUGAAAUUGACGAACUUACCAAAAAAAGACAUAAUGGGCACAUCAGAUCCAUAUGUAAAAGUCAAGCUUCUCUACAAGAAGAAGAUAUUAAGGAAGUGGAAAUCAAGUCAAAAGACGAAUGACCUCAACCCUGAUUUCCACGAACCCUUCCAGUUUGACCUACAAGAUCUGUCUAUUAAUGACUGUAAAUUGUGCUUUACAGUUUAUGACUACGAUCACAUGAAGCUAGAUGAUUUAAUUGGCAGAGUAUACAUUGGGCCAGAUGUAGCCCAGAAGGAUGCGAGAAAGCACUGGGAAAAAAUGCUAGUCUCUCCGCAAGAAGUUUGUCGCUAUCAUUUCCUGUGGCGGCCCUGACUGUUAAGACUGUUAAUUGGAGUGGAUAUUAGUGAUUAUCUUGUGUAGAUUUAUGGUUAUAGUUUAUCACUAGACCCACAUUUAAUUAUGAGAUUGGACCUAUAUACCUAGCUCCAAUGUAUAACUUUGUCAUUGCUCAUAAUUUCUUAUACCAUUACAUGUAUUCCUUAUCUUAACCUCCUGUAUACAACCCUUUCAGUGUCAGUUCAAUUCAACAAAAUAUUUAAAAAUUGCUAUAAAUGGUGAAC
Molecule: messenger RNA, 2414 nt
Organism: Halichondria panicea
Lineage: Eukaryota; Metazoa; Porifera; Demospongiae; Suberitida; Halichondriidae
Exons: 7
Coding region: 16-2166 (716 amino acids)
Biological process (GO): calcium-ion regulated exocytosis; protein phosphorylation; regulation of calcium ion-dependent exocytosis
Cellular component (GO): exocytic vesicle; plasma membrane
Molecular function (GO): phosphatidylserine binding; SNARE binding; protein kinase activity
Source: RefSeq, a predicted model, not a curated record